Heterobasidion irregulare TC 32-1 is the source of this 2225-nucleotide messenger RNA. Its product is annotated as concentrative nucleoside cotransporter. Gene Ontology annotation, cellular component: membrane. Gene Ontology annotation, biological process: nucleoside transmembrane transport. The transcript has 10 exons. Gene Ontology annotation, molecular function: symporter activity; nucleoside transmembrane transporter activity. Bases 1 to 1713 code for a protein of 570 amino acids. The record is from RefSeq and is a predicted model, not a curated record. NCBI's taxonomy places the organism in Eukaryota, Fungi, Basidiomycota, Agaricomycetes, Russulales, Bondarzewiaceae.
AUGUCGAACGAGCUCUCCGCCGUCCAGCAGGCCGCCCCCGCUCUCGAUAAGAGGCGCUCCCGCUCCACAGACUCCUUCCCCGACAAGGAGGGCGCGGCACACGUACACGACUCAGAGGCACAGCCAGACAGGGACGAGGAGAGCACAUCCUGGUUCUCCCGCCAUCACCUCCUCGUCCACCGCGUCGUCCUCAUCUCCCUCGCGGCCUUGAUUCUUGGCUGGUGGGUGUCCGCGACCAUCCUCACCGCGACCCGCCAUCGAUGGAUCGUCCAGACGCUCUUCGCCUGGUUCUUCCUCGCUAUCAUCGCCUUCCGCUUCAUCCCCAACUCUGCUGUCACCCGCCCAGUAGAGGCCUUCUGGGUCCCCGUCGUCCAAAAGCCCUUCUUCGCCCUGCCCCGCUUGGUCCGCCUAGCUAUGGGCUGGGGCGCCCUGCUCGCCAUCGUCUUCGGCUCUGCCUUUGGCUUCAAGGUGACCGGUAACACCAACUACGGUGAUCGCGCCAUCUCCGUCCUUGGGCUUUUCCUCUUCCAGCUCGGAUUCUACGCGUCCUCGAAACAUCGGUCCCACAUCGAGUGGCCCACCGUGAUCGUGGGACUCUUCAUGCAACAGGCCGUCGCACUCUUCGUAUUGAAGACCUCUGCUGGUUUCUCCAUCUUCAAGUGGUUGGCCACCCUCGCUUCCGACUUCCUGUCUCAGGCCUAUGUCGGCGCCGCCUUCUUCUUUGAUGCUGAGACCGUCGCCAAGCACUGGUUCUUCGUCAACACGCUUUCCGCAGUGAUCUUCUUCAUUGCCUUCGUGCAGAUGAUGUUCUACCUCGGAGUCAUGCAAUGGAUCGUGAAGAACUUUGCCUGGUUCUUCUUCAAAACGAUGAAUGUCUCUGGCGCAGAGGCCGUCGUCGCCGCCGCAUCACCCUUUAUCGGCCAGGGCGAGUCUGCGUGUCUCGUCAAGCCCUACGUCGAUCUCAUGACCGAGUCCGAGCUCCACCUCACCAUGACCUCCGGGUUCUCAACCAUUGCCGGUUCCGUGUUCACGGCGUACGUCGCGCUCGGCGUGCCCGCGCAGAACUUGAUCACAUCCUCUGUCAUGAGUAUCCCCGCGUCUAUUUCGAUCAGCAAGGUCCGCAUGCCGGAGCUUGAGGAGCCUGUCACGCGCGGCCGUGUCGUCGUUGAUCGCGGUGUCGAGAAGGAUGCUCCUGCGAGCGCGUUGCAUGCGUUCUCCAAGGGCUCCGUCUUCGGUCUUAUUGUUGCGGGUCAGAUCUUGUGUAACGUGUUGACCAUCCUGGCGCUCAUCGCUACCCUCAACGGCCUUCUCACCUGGAUUGGCCGUGGUUUUGGUAUCCACCAUCUCACGCUCCAGCUCAUCCUCGGAUACAUCGGAUACCCCGUCACUUUCCUCCUCGGUGUUCCCCGUCCAGAGAUCCUCCGUGUCUCCCAGCUCCUCGCCACGAAGCUCAUCGAGAACGAGUUCGCCGCUUACCUCGAGCUCCAGGCGAUCCAGGCGAGCAGCAAUCCACUGACCGACCGCGCGUUCACGAUCACGUCGUACGCGCUCUGCGGCUUCGCGAACCUGUCCUCGCUCGGCAUCCAGAUCGGCGUGCUCACCGCGCUCGCGCCGACCCGCAGCAAGAUCAUCGCGCGCAGCGCCAUGUCUGCCAUGAUCUGCGGCUUCUUCUCCACGCUCCAGACCGCCGGUAUCGCUGGUAUGCUGGUAUGAUCGAUCCCCUUACGCGGCGUCGUCCUUGCUCGGAUCUAUGUUUCCCCCGGCGUUUCUUUUCUCUUCUUGGGUAGAUUAUGGCUAUUUGUGCGCUAGGGGGUGUGUACUAGCUUAUUGUUGUAGGCGCGCGCGCGCGCCGGCGUGUCCCGUCGGAUGUCUUGCAGGGAUGUGGUGCGGCGCGGCGCGGUGGUGUUGCAAUACGGUAUGUACGUAGCGUGGGUCGCUACUAAUGCCCAGGGCUGUGCUUCGGUGUAGGAUAAGUGGCCCCGACGCGGGUUUAUGAUCGGCCUCCUUUCUCCCUGUCGACGCGAAAGUCGGCCGACCGACGCAGCGUGUCACGGCGGCGGAUUUGAUUUCGGAGUGAGGCCGGAAGGCGAAAAACAAUUACGACGGCCGUAGAUAUCUGGCGUCGAAGCGUUUGUGCAGGUUUAUUCGUGGCUUGCUGUUGACUGAGUACUGGGCUCGGAGCUCCUUCAAUCCAAUUCUCCGAGUGCUCUAUCGACAGACAGCCG